UAUUGGCUAGCACAAACUAGACAAGAUUAUCUAACACUCCUCUUCUUGGCACUCCCGCUCGCCGCCGCACAGCCGUGGCCGCGUUGCGACCCCAGCAGCGGCAACUACUCGGCUGGCAGCGCGUACGAAACCAACCUCCUAAACCUCGUCCUCACCCUCAGGCAGGACGCCUCCUCCUCGGCGUCCCGCUUCGCCUCCGGCACCCUUGGCGCCGCCCCGGACACCGUCUACGGCCUGGUGCUCUGCCGCGGCGACGUCACCGCCUCCGAGUGCCUCGACUGCGGCACCUCCGCCUAUGAGAAGGCCACGACGGCCUGCGGCCGCCGGAUCAGGGACGUGGCACUCUGCUUCAACCCGUGCUACGUCCGCCUGUCGGACAACAACUUCCUCGCCUCCGCCAACAACUCCGGCGAGAUACCUCUCAUCAGCGGUACCAGCAUCAGCAGCAGCGACGUCGCGGGCUACGACCGGGCGCUCACCGGCCUCCUCAACGCCACGGUGCACUACGCGGUCGACAACUCCACGCAGCUGUUCGCCACGGGGCAAUGGGUAGGGCCCGACCCGGGGUUCAGCCACAUCUAUUCGGCGGCGCAGUGCGCGGGGGACCUGUCGCCGGCGCUGUGCCGGAGUUGCCUCCAGGGCCUCUUGCGCGGGUGGUUUACCAAGUUCCGCUUCCUGCCCAACGGGGAUGGCUCCAGGGUCGCUGGCUCCCGGUGCACCUUGAGGUCCGAGGUGGGGAAGACCUUCUUCAACGGCGCCGCCAUGGUCCAGCUCCCGGCCAAGGCUGCCGCACCGCCACCAGCGGCGACGGCUGUGCCAGUACCAGGCACUACAGGAGGAGAGGACUAUAUCCUAAAUUGGGAACAACGGCUUCAUAUUGCAUUUGAUGCUGCCCAAGGAUUGGAGUAUUUACAUGAGUUAUGCACCCCAUCAAUAGUGCAUAGAGAUGUGAAGACCCCCAACAUCCUACUAGACAAGAAUCUAGUGGGGAUAAUAUCUGAUUUUGGGCUUUCGCGGGCUUUUAACGAUGCUCACACACACAUAUCUACUGUUGCUGCUGGCACUCUUGGCUACCUUGACCCUGAGUACCAUGCAACUUUCCAACUCACUGUCAAGACAGAUGUUUACAGCUUUGGUAUUGUGCUGUUGGAGAUCAUCACUGCUCAACCCCCAGUGAUCAUGGACCCUCAACCCGUCCACCUACCAAAAUGGGUGCGCCAAAAGAUAGCAAAAGGCAGUAUUCAUGAUGUCGUGGACAAAAAGUUGUUAGAUCAAUACAACGUCAGUUCCCUGCAGAGUGUGAUAGACCUUGCCAUGGACUGUGUCGAAAAUGCAGCCGUUGAUAGGCCGGCCAUGACCGAGGUUGUUUCAAAGCUCAAAGUGUUGUUGCCAUUGGUUACAAGCGAAAAGCGGUCUAUUUAUGGAACCACUCAAUAUAAAAACUCCAUGGAUAGUGAAAUUUCACAACAGUACCAGUUGACGAUUUCUGGAGCAAGCACGGAAGGGAGCUCCUUCCAGUCUGGUUAUACCGGUGGGAUGUCAGCAAUAAGCAUGUCUUCUGGAAGGUGAAAGGAAAAUUCUCACUGAGUUAUUAUUACAUCUACUUAUAUAACUUUGGCAGUUUGCACAA
This is a messenger RNA of Triticum aestivum (bread wheat), 1630 nucleotides long. RefSeq names its product cysteine-rich receptor-like protein kinase 6. Gene Ontology annotation, molecular function: protein kinase activity; ATP binding. Lineage: Eukaryota; Viridiplantae; Streptophyta; Magnoliopsida; Poales; Poaceae. The annotation marks the transcript as partial. Gene Ontology annotation, biological process: protein phosphorylation. The transcript has 3 exons. The record is from RefSeq and is a predicted model, not a curated record.